AGUUCAAACCACGCUGCUAGUAUUACUGAUCCGAAGGGCUCCCUCUGUCUCCCAUGUCGGCGCGGCCACUCCCCCGCCGCCGCCGCCGCCUUCGUCGCCGCGGCGCUCUCGUCCUGUCCUGAGGAUCCUUCCGGAGAUGGUCCUGCCGCGGCGGCGGGUCGGCGGCCACGCACACCAACACCACCGGAACCCUUGCGCGUGCCCGUGCCCGCGCCGCGCCGCUCUGCCGGCGGCGGCGGCGGCGCUCCUGCUGCUCUUCCUCGUCGCCGCCGUCGCGCUGCUCGGCGUUGCCCCGCCACCGCUCUCCGACCACCCGGCCCUCGCCUCCUCCCGCCGCCGCCCCCUGCUCAACAGCUCCGGUGGCGGCGGCAGCCUAGCGGUGGAGCCCGAGCGCCGCGAGAUUUCCAAAAGCGUUCCGGGAGGUGGAUGGACUGCGGCAGAUGACCUAUGGGGUUCGAAGCUUGCCAGCAAAUUCUAUGGGUGCAGCAACUCAAGUAGCAAGUUCCCUGAUUCGAGUAAUGUAACACAGCCAGACCGUUAUUUGAUGAUUGUUACAAGUGGAGGCCUCAAUCAACAGAGAACAGGGAUAAUUGAUGCUGUUGUUGCUGCACGCAUUUUAAAUGCGACACUUGUCGUUCCCAAACUGGAUCAGACCUCCUUCUGGAAAGAUGCAAGCGAUUUUGCUGAAAUUUUUGACGUUGACUGGUUCAUCACAUCUCUGUCAAAGGAUGUAAGGAUCGUGAAAGAGCUUCCAAAGAUAGGCGGUAAAGUGCGGACUCCUCAUAGAAUGCGUGUGCCCCGAAAAUGUACUCAGCGAUGUUACUUGAACCGUGUGUUGCCUGCACUUAUUAAGAGACAUGUUGUUCGACUAACAAAAUUUGAUUAUAGGCUAGCAAACAGGUUGGACUCUGACCUGCAGAAGCUGAGAUGCAGAGUAAACUACCAUGCAUUGAGAUUUACUGACCCAAUAGAAGAGAUGGGUGAAAAGAUAAUACGGAGAAUGAGGGAGAGGAGCACGUAUUUUAUUGCUCUUCAUUUAAGAUUCGAAUCUGACAUGCUUGCCUUUUCGGGGUGCUAUUACGGCGGUGGUGAAAAAGAGAAGAGAGAACUUGGUGCGAUACGGAAGAGAUGGAAAACCUUGCAUGCUAGCAUCCCAGAAAAAGAAAGAAGACACGGUAGAUGCCCACUAACUCCUGAAGAGGUGGGGCUGAUGUUGAAGGCACUGGGCUACAGAAAUAAUGUUCACAUUUACGUUGCUUCUGGAGAGAUAUAUGGUGGGGCAAGGUCAUUAGCACCCUUGAAAGCACUCUUCCCCAAUCUCCAUACCAAAGAAACAAUAGCAAGCAAAGAUGAGUUGGCUCCAUUCUCUAAAUACUCGUCUCGCAUGGCUGCACUUGAUUUCAUUGUCUGUGAUGGAAGUGAUGCCUUUGUGACUAACAACAAUGGUAACAUGGCCAAAAUUUUGGCUGGGAGAAGGAGAUAUCUUGGUCAUAAGAGAACGAUCCGACCAAACGCUAAAAGGCUCUAUUCCUUAUUCUUGACCAGAGGAAACAUGUCUUGGGAUGCAUUCUCCUCCAAAGUGCACAUGUUCCAGAAAGGAUUCAUGGGAGAGCCCAAGGAGCUCAGGCCUGGAAGGGGGGAGUUCCAUGAGAACCCCUCGACAUGUAUAUGUGAAAAGACCGACCACAAAACCAUAACCAAAUCUAACCCUCAAAACGAGCAAGGCUCGAGCAAUGGCACCGAGGGAGGCAAAGCCAUCAGUGAGCCCACAGUUCCUAAUCACACUGAAGAAGGGCUAGGAGGAUCGGACGGGGAAGACGACGACGGCGCUCCUGCAGAGAAAGAGGCGAUGUUGGACACUGAGGUGGAGGACGACGACACAUUGGUCAGACCAGACGAUCCUGAGCUGGAGGAGGCUCUUUCAGAUUAGAUAGGUUACCCAGGCAGGCCGUAGAUGUUCGCCAGCCAAAUUUUUUUGGUGAGCAACUGAUGAACUUUUGCUCCUCGAAGUUGUACAUAUUUUCUGCCGUGUAAAAUGUGUAUCCUAGUCCAGUGUCAUGCAAUGGCGGCUGUUGUCUGUUGACCACUUUGUAACUCUUGAGCUUGUAGCUGUAGCAUGUGCCCAUGUCUGAGAACUCUGUUCAUCGUUUUCUGCGACUCUUC
Messenger RNA from Brachypodium distachyon (stiff brome), 2163 nucleotides. RefSeq names its product O-fucosyltransferase 6. The record is from RefSeq and is a predicted model, not a curated record. The transcript has 10 exons. NCBI's taxonomy places the organism in Eukaryota, Viridiplantae, Streptophyta, Magnoliopsida, Poales, Poaceae. The coding region runs from base 137 to 1930 and encodes 597 amino acids.